UUGGCAGCCGGGGAGCCUCGGAGGCUCCGGGAUCCCCGGGAAGCUUCGGAGAAGCCCGGCCGGAUGGCGCAAGGAUGGGCCGGCUUCUCCGAGGAGGAGCUGCGGCGGUUGCGGCAGAAUAAAGAUCCAUUUGAGCCCUCUGAUCGACAAAGGCGUUAUCAUAUGAACAAAAGUCGCCAACAACUACAACGUGAAAAGGCCCUUCAGCAACAAAGCCAAAAGCUUGGACUUCAGGAUGGAACUACAUCAAUACCUCCAGAGCAAUUGCUUUCUGCACCAAAACAGAGAUCUGACUCUCAACAGCGUCACCCAUCUUCUCUCAUCUCCCCUGCCGAUAAUGAAAAGCAGCAGCAGAGCAUUGGAAAUCAACAGAAAAAGAUGGGACUUGAGAAUUCCCAUAACGAUGAUAAAAAAGAUGAGAUUCUUACUCCAAAACCAAACUGUAAAUUGGAAAAAAAGAAAGUGGAAUUGUUAACCAGGCAGGAGAAAUCUCAUUGGGAAGUCCUCCAGGAAGAACAACGAUUAAUGGAAGAGAAAAAUAAACGGAAAAAAGCAUUUUUGGCCAAAGCUAUUGCAGAAAGAUCUAAAAGGACUCAGGCAGAAACCAUGAAACUACAGCGGAUCCAGAAGGAAUUACAGGCUUUAGAUGACAUGGUAUCAGCUGACAUUGGAAUCUUACGGAAUCGGAUUGAUCAGGCAAGCCUAGACUAUUCCUAUGCUCGGAAGCGAUUUGACAAAGCAGAAGCCGAGUACGUGGCUGCCAAGCUGGACCUGCAGCGGAAGACGGAGAUCAAAGAGCACCUCACAGAGCACCUCUGCACCAUCAUCCAGCAGAACGAGCUCCGCAAGGCCCGGAAGCUGGAGGCGCUCACGCGGCAGCUGGAGGCGGAAGCUGAUGAGGAAAGUCCGGAGCUGGAGCCAGAGGCAGAAGAGUCGCUGCCGCCGCCACCUGAGGAAGGAGGAAAGACACCAGCAGCCCUGUCACCAGAGGCAUCGCGGCCGCCGGAGAAUGGCGGCUCUCCAGCCACGGCCGACCCAGCCGCAGGGCCCGGAGGAGAGGACCAGGACCCCCGGGGAGAUGGCGGGGCCUGUCCAGAGCAGGAAGCAAAAGCUGCUACAAGUGCGCUGUCCAACCAUCUGGCCGCCUAAAGAGCCCGUCUGUGCUGUCUGGGCGGUGCCGGGCUGUUUGCAGUCAGGUUGUACCCCAGCGAUGAAAUGGAGAGUAAAACCCCAUUAAAGCCAUCUUUAGAGCAGUCAGGAGUCGCCUUUGUGAGGUGCCAAGGCACAGGGAUGCAAUUGUAUUGUGAAGCACGACUUACUUAGCCUCGCCUUCGUCUGGGGCACUUUCUUCCCCUGCUUCAUGCCCUCAACGCCUGCCGGAGCCCGGCUCCCCGGGCCGCGUUUUCUCGCCUCCGGGCAGGCCUUUUUCUGCAGAGGUUUACUCUCCCCCCCUCGCUUCCUGUUUCUCACCUCUUUUUCAGAGAAGCCGAAUGACAUCACCACCAUUAGUCCUAGAGUGCCAUUGACCCACUCAGUGACUUCCCUGGCCAUAACUGCCUUCUCAGCCCGCUCCCCAAUAGUGUUGAAUAUCAGCUCUUGGAUCUUUCAGGAGAGGGACUGGCAGUAUUGUCAGUGUUUUACAUUUCGUUCACAUUCACUUCCUUUACCAUCUCAUUUAAGGAGGCUUAUUUGAAGAAUUAAAAAAAAAAAAAACAUUGCCAGAAUUUUUAACUUUCCUGUUUUAAAAAUCGUUUUUCUGAUGCCCAUUAAAAGCAACAGACCUAGAAAUAACUUUCCGUGUAAUACUUUGUCUGAACAGUAUUCAAUUCUGCUGGGAAAAUUGACGAGUUGUUCUUCAUUUACACGGGUUUUCAUUUGUUUGGGAGGGAGUGAUGUGUUCGCAAAGCAUCUGUUUCUCUCUGACUAUUGUGCAAGAUGGUGUCCCUCUUCUAAAUAGGUUCAUUGUUGAAUGCCUCAUCUGAUCUAUAGCAGGUUUGUUAAACACUACUCAAGAGGUCCAUAUUUGAACUCAUCUGCUGUUGACUUACUUUCAUUUUAUGAAUCACAAUGGAUAGAUCAUAUGAUUUUUAUAGCAUUGGAUGGUUGCCCCGUUAAAGACUCUUGGGAGAAGUACUGUCUACAAAGCAAUGGAUUUCUACUAUUACUAUUACAUUGCUUCAGUGCUGCUGGUUGUCUAAAUUAGGAAGAAGACUCAGCUAUUUAACAUAAGAGUGAAAAUGGCAUAUAAUAAGAUGUAUCAGGGAAUAAUUCUUUAGGUAAAUGAUUGCUGUUUCUAAUUUAAAAAAAAAUUUUGUUACUCUUUUCCAGUUUGUUUUGUGUGUUGGGAGUAAAUUAACCUACAUAAUAAAACAGAUUUUUAAAUGUUAUAGCUAUUAUUGAUUUGCUAUUACUUUAAUAGUUUUUCCAUUUUUUACUGCCAUUUGCUUGGCCAGUAUGUUUUACUCCAUGAACUUCUGUGUAAAUAAGUGCUAUAAUUUCAUCAGAAAAACCUGUGGAGUUUCUGUAUUAAGUUAUGAUCAAUGUAUCACAUACCCUAAAAAAAGUGCAAGGAUUUCUAAACUAAAGUCAUUUUAUUUGGAGAAAGGAAAUGUGCAAUACUAAUUACUUCUCAGAAAAACUUAGAAACAUCUUACUUAAUGUGUGGACUAAGAAUUAUACUAUAACUUCACUGUCAUUUUGUACUCCUGUGUAUGUAGCUAUAUAUUUGUAUAUUAUGCAAUAUGAUUGGAAUAAAAGUAUUGUUACUGUCAUCUUCAAAAUUGAAAACAUAGGUAAACAAUUGCAUUUAAAUUUAUGAAUGGUAUACAUAAAAUUGAAACCUUCCAUGUCCAAGUUAAUCUUAUUUUUCUAAAAAUAAACAAUCAAAUGAAUUUACUCCA
Gracilinanus agilis (Agile Gracile Mouse Opossum) is the source of this 2900-nucleotide messenger RNA. It is a transcript of the gene GORAB, whose product is annotated as golgin, RAB6 interacting. Lineage: Eukaryota; Metazoa; Chordata; Mammalia; Didelphimorphia; Didelphidae. Gene Ontology annotation, biological process: non-motile cilium assembly. The record is from RefSeq and is a predicted model, not a curated record. The coding region runs from base 64 to 1149 and encodes 361 amino acids. The transcript is spliced from 5 exons.